AUGGCGUUCGCAGCUAUAUGUAUAAUGGAGAUGGAUUGCGAGGGAAUAGUCCUACGAGUUCUAAAGGUUGUUUCAAGCAUCGAACCAUGGACACUUUCUUUUCUUCCAUCCCUUCUUCUAUCUCAGGAACUGCCAGCAACAGGAGCCCCAGCCCCAGCCCAAGACCUUCCUUUGUAUGGAAGCCUGACAAAUAGUACAAUUGAAGCCAGGAUGGAAGAAAGGAACAAAGAUACAUUUGAGGGAAUGGGAAAUGAGAGACCAGGAUAUUAUGCAGCUGAUGUAACUUUUGUGAUUGCUGAAAAACGGCAUGAUUUGUUUAGAAGAGAAGGUGAUGGUGCUUGCAAUAGAAAUUCCUCUAGUAAAAGCUCUGACUGGUUGCAUCCUUCCCAUCCCUUUAUUGGGUGGGGAGAAUAUGAAAUCAUUCACCCUGGCUAUCAAAGGAUAAUCAGGGGCCAGGUUAUGCCAAACACAAAAGAACAAGGAAGCAGAGGAAAGUUGAAGGAGUCUAGAAUUUGUUUUCAUCAUUCAGGCAGUGACACUUCAAAGAAUGUCCUGUAUUAG
This is a messenger RNA of Durio zibethinus, 561 nucleotides long. RefSeq names its product mitochondrial protein import protein MAS5-like. Gene Ontology annotation, cellular component: cytosol. NCBI's taxonomy places the organism in Eukaryota, Viridiplantae, Streptophyta, Magnoliopsida, Malvales, Malvaceae. The record is from RefSeq and is a predicted model, not a curated record. Gene Ontology annotation, molecular function: protein-folding chaperone binding.